UCUUCCGUAACCCCCCCCCCCCCCCCCCUCCAAUCCCCUAGCACACUGCCUUUGAGUCCCCGACGGGAGAUCCGUCUCCAUCUCGGUCUGGAGAUCGGGAUCCCAGCAACUUGUUUCCGAUUAGCCUGCCAAGAAUCGGAGUACUACUCCGAGUCGCCGAGCAGCGCUGCUGGCUUCAUAUUUGUCCGUGCUAGGCAGGAUCGCGUCUCUGACAGCGUUAUGUAUGUUGUGCCACCGUCGAUAAAGUUAACAGGUAGUAAAAACUCUCUGCCUCUCUCCGCACCGAGGCUUUGGUGUUUACCCCUAUGCAUCCAAAUGUAUAUAAAAUCAAACAAAAAGGGGAGUGUUAUGGUUAUGCUAUGAAUACAACAGUAUGUUUAUAUUUCAUCACAUGACAUUCUUUCUUGCAGAACCAAAAUGGAAGGCCAUCUAAUGUGCAGUAGAAAAAGACUUAAGCUCUGUCAUAAGAAGCCCAUCUUCAGACAAUGGAGUUCAAAAAUAAAGUUUCUUGACCUUCCCGAGGAUGUGGUAGGCCCAAUCUUAUCAAAAUUGCCACCAAAGGAAAUUGUAAGAACUAGUGUUCUAUCAAACAAUUGGAAACACAUCUGGACAGUUUGCCCCAAACUCAGAUUUGAUGGUAACACAAUGUGCACUGAAGAUGUGACUGGUACACAGCACUAUACACAGAAGUUCAUUGACAACGUCAAUGGAGUCCUGAAACAGUACAGUGGCAAGGUGGUUGAAGAGCUUGGCGUUAAGUUUGAAUUUGACGCCACGCUAUCUGAACAUCUCGAUGAUUGGGUUAACUUUGCUUUGUCAUCACGAACAAAGAGUCUAGCUCUUGACUUACUGCCGGCCAAGUUUGGACUCCGUCCUGAUCGGUACAGAUUCCCCCUAGAGUUAUUUGAUGGCGAAAGCAUAUUUCGUCUGCAACAGCUGCAGCUUAGCUUUGUGUCUUUGGAAUCACCUUCCAACUUCUGUGGUUUUCCCAACCUUAAGAAGCUUGAUUUGCAUGUGUUGCGUGUCACUCGUGAGGACAUUCAAGAUAUGUUGUCAAACUGCUUCAAUCUUGAAUGGCUGAGUAUAGUUAGAUGCCAUUUGGAUUAUGCUGAACUGAAGGUGGUUCGUCCGUUGCCCCGUCUGCUAUACUUGCAUGUCGCGUACUGUGAUAUAAGUGGGAUAGAAUUCAAUGCCAUGAUCCUGCAGACUUUUGUAUACUGUGGGCGCUGGAUUCCUUUUCACCUCGGUCAUGCUUUGGCAGUGAAAGAUGCUAGGCUCUAUUAUUCUGGCAAGGCGACUCUUGAGUUUGCGCUGAAUGCGCUACCCAACUUGCUGCCAAGCGUGCAGAAUCUAAUUUUGCAUUCAUCCUUGCCACUUAAGACGUGUUCAAGGAGACAGUUCCAAGUUUCGUCAGCUGAAGUAUCUACAACUGAAGUUUUUUGUGCUGGUUGAAGAUCUCAGUAACCUUCUGUGGUUGGCCUCAAUCUUGAGAGCUGCUCCUUUCAUCGAGAAAUUAGAGAUACAUUUUUCAAUCUGUGCCUUGCCACAUUGCCCAGAGCCUAUCAGGAGUCUUCCAAGGAAUACACAUAACCAUCUAAAGAACCUGAGCAUCACAGGAUUUGCAGGGUGCACGGGUCAAGUUGAAUUGUUGAUGCACAUCGUAGAGAAUGCCCCUAACCUGGAGGCUUUGACUAUCGAUCGAGUUAAUCACUUUGGUUUGGACGAAGAGUACGAAAGGCAAUCGAGAUCCGAGGCACUGGACAUUGUCAGGAGACACCUUGAGGGAAGAACAUCAGAGAAUACAAAGGUUACUAUGAUGUAAGACAAUGUGCUUGACAUGGAAGCUCGGCCAGAUGGUUGGCAGCUUUUGUGUAACUUGUUUACUUUGUUUGCAAAAGGCAAUGUAGUUGUAUGGUAAGUUUAUGUUGUAGCGUUUGUUUAAAUUAAGUUUUAUCAUUAUGAUUUAUUAGCUGCCGCAUCGUGGACCUAGCACGAUGUCAAAACAAGGCAUGUUUUGCUUUGAUGAAGCCAUUAUUUACUUCCA
Panicum virgatum (switchgrass) is the source of this 2044-nucleotide messenger RNA. RefSeq names its product F-box/LRR-repeat protein At3g26922-like. The transcript has 4 exons. Gene Ontology annotation, molecular function: protein binding. Lineage: Eukaryota; Viridiplantae; Streptophyta; Magnoliopsida; Poales; Poaceae. The record is from RefSeq and is a predicted model, not a curated record. Bases 418 to 1452 code for a protein of 344 amino acids.